Molecule: messenger RNA, 1650 nt
Organism: Echinops telfairi (small Madagascar hedgehog)
Lineage: Eukaryota; Metazoa; Chordata; Mammalia; Afrosoricida; Tenrecidae
Gene: POLR1E
Product: RNA polymerase I subunit E
Exons: 12
Coding region: 67-1323 (418 amino acids)
Biological process (GO): transcription elongation by RNA polymerase I; RNA polymerase I preinitiation complex assembly; nucleolar large rRNA transcription by RNA polymerase I
Cellular component (GO): RNA polymerase I complex
Molecular function (GO): DNA binding
Source: RefSeq, a predicted model, not a curated record
UCAGUGCUCGCAGGUGGUGGUCAAGGCUGUCUCAGCUCCCGGUUUUGGUGGCUAGACAGGGCCGCGAUGGCGGCGGAGGCGUUGCCAAGUGCGAGGUGGCUGUACUGUGGAGAGCCCGAGGAGAGCCCGAGAGCUGUACUGGUCCAGUUCUCCAACGGGAAGCUGCAGAAUCCAGGCAACAUGCGCUUUACCUUGUACAAGAGCACCGAAUCCACCAACCCCAGGAAGCGCAGUCAGCGCAUCGUGGUAGCUGACACAGACAGGCUUUCCUAUGUGGGCAACAAUUUUGGCACCGGAGCCCUGAAGUGCAACACCUUGUGCAGGCACUUUGUGGGGAUUUUGAACAAGACCUCUGGCCAAAUGGAGGUCUACGAUGCUGAGAUGUUCAACAUGCAGCCCCUGUUUUCAGAUGAGUCAGUUGAGAGGGAACUGGCAUCACAGAGUCAGGCCAAGACGUACAGAGAAAAGAUGGAUUCUUGCAUUGAAGCCUUUGGAACCACCAAACAGAAGCGAGCACUGAAUUCCAGGAGAAUGAACAGAGUUGGCAAUGAGUCUUUGACUCUGGCGGUGGCUAAGGCUGCUGAGAACAUCAUUGAUACGAAGGGGGUGACUGCUCUCCUCAGUGAUGCUGCCCAGGAUGACUUGCAAGAUGACUCCGUCUACCUUCCUCCCUGUUACGCUGAUGCAGCGGCGCCUGAAGAUGUCUAUAAAUUUGAAGAUAUUCUGUCCCGGGUGGAGUAUGAUGCUCUUAAGAGCCCAUCUGAAGCGUUCAAGAAUGUCACAUCAGAAGAAAUCCUGAAGAUGAUGGAAGAGAACAGUCAUGGCUCCUUUGUUAUCGACGCACUGAAGUCCUUGCCUGCAGACGAGGAAGGCCGAGACCGCCAGGCCCGCUGCAUCUGGUUCCUGGACACGCUGAUCAGAUUUCGAGCUCAGAAAGUGAUUAAGCGGAAAAGCGCCCUGGGACCCGGAGUUCCGCACAUCAUCAACACCAAGCUCCUGAAGCAAUUUACCUGCUUGACUUACAACAAUGGCAGUCUCCGGAACUUAAUUUCGGAUUCAAUGAAGGCAAAGAUCACCGCCUAUGUGAUCAUUCUCGCCUUGCACAUCAGAGACUUCCAGAUUGACCUGACAACGCUGCAGAGGGACUUGAAGCUCAGUGAGAAAAGGAUAAUCGAGAUCGCGAAAGCCAUGCGCCUAAAGGUCUCGAAAAGGAGGGUGUCUGUGGCGGCCGACAGGGACGAGGAUCACAGAGUGGGCACGUUGUCCCUCCCCCUGCCACCAGCCCAGACUGCGGACCAUGCCAAGCGGAGGAGAAUCACCUAGCUGUCUGCUUCCCACAUGGAGCAUCGGCCACGGCUUCUACUUAGAUUUCUGGAAAGGAAGAAAGAAGCAUGUGUUGAUGCAGGUGUGAGGUCAGAGACCAGCGUCAGGGGCGUGCUCGCACCCUUCAGCAGAAAUACAGAGCGGCAGCCAGACGGGGCCUCUUCACCCUCCUUUGGCAAUACUCGGGGUCCUCAGUUGAUCGUGUUUGGUUCCCAGGGAUAGGGAGGUGGGAAAGUGGGGCCUGGGGAAGUUGGAAAGAUCUCUCCAGUGCGAACCCUGGGCCAGAUCGAAAGGUUGAGGGUUUAUAAAGAGAACUAUGAACAUCUA